Molecule: messenger RNA, 3816 nt
Organism: Cuscuta campestris
Lineage: Eukaryota; Viridiplantae; Streptophyta; Magnoliopsida; Solanales; Convolvulaceae
Source: the annotation of a GenBank genome assembly
AAAACGAAGAACGGAGGAACGGUCGGGGAUGGUUUUGAGGAGAUGAACGUAGCGCCAAACGUAUGAAGCCUCCAACGUAUCCACACGAACUUGCUCCGGAGUCCAAGAUUAAACUUGUGCUAGCAAGUUUAAUAUAGGAUAGUAAAAACUAUAAUAAUACUACUUUGGGAGUAAUAAAUAUAUAGUAAAAUAUUUAUCUUAUAAAUAUUUGUUUAUAAUAUUUUGUGUAUAUUUCUAACACUUUAGAAAAAUAACUUUGAACACAAAAUAAAAUUUUCUUCUCUCUAAAAUUGGGAUGGCCGAAAAACACAUUUGAAAAUGGGGAGGGAUAUUUCUCAUUUUAUAAUAUAUUGCAUUAAGGAAUUGCUAGAAAAUUGCUUAGGGACAAAAACAAAUUUGGCUUAAUGUAUUGUUCCCAACUAACACAACAAUACAAAUAUUCUUUACUAAUCAAAUAUUUGAUUAUAUAAAUCAAAUAUAUCAUUAGUCUAGUAGUAAAGGGUUCUCCUUUAUUCCAUGUUUGGGUACUUAAAGAUGGUGUCUUUUCGGUUUGGAAGCCUUGUUCUUAUGGGUUUCUUGCUGAUUUUGAGCUCUGGUUCUUCUGUGGAGUGCAAUGAUGGGACUACUCUAAUGGAAAUCAAGAAUGGGUUUAAGGAUGUGGGUAAUGCUUUGUAUGACUGGACAGACUCGCCUUCAUCAGAUUACUGUGGUUGGAGGGGCGUAAGCUGUGACAAUGUCACCUUCAAUGUUGUUGCUCUAAAUCUCUCGGGGUUAAAUCUUGAUGGAGAGCUGUCUCCCGCAAUUGGACAACUUAAAGGCCUUCUGUCUCUUGAUUUGAAGCAGAACCGGCUUUCUGGACAAAUCCCAGAUGAAGUUGGAGAUUGCUCAUCGUUGAAGAGUUUGGACCUAUCCUACAAUGAGCUGUAUGGUGACAUUCCCUUCUCAAUUUCAAAGCUAAAACAGUUAGAAGGCUUGAUUUUGAAGAACAACCAGUUGAUAGGUCCGAUUCCUUCGACACUGUCACAGAUUCCAAACUUAAAAAUUCUGGACCUGGCGCAGAAUAAGCUAAGUGGAGAAAUACCAAGAUUGAUAUACUGGAAUGAAGUUCUGCAGUACCUGGGAUUGCGUGGGAACAACUUGAUCGGUACCCUUUCUCCAGAUAUGUGCCAGCUAACAGGCCUCUGGUACUUUGAUGUUCGGAAUAAUAGCUUGACUGGUUCAAUCCCUCCAAGCAUUGGCAAUUGCACUGCCUUCCAAGUUCUGGAUCUGUCCUACAACAACUUGACCGGUGAGAUACCAUAUAACAUCGGUUUUCUUCAAGUAGCCACCUUAUCUUUGCAAGGCAAUAAGUUCACUGGAAAAAUCCCACCAGUCCUUGGGUUGAUGCAGGCUCUUGCAGUGCUGGAUCUAAGUUGCAAUUUGUUGAGCGGACCCAUUCCUCCCGUCUUGGGGAACUUGACUUACACUGAAAAACUGUAUCUCCAUGGAAAUGAGCUAACAGGGUCUAUUCCUCCCGAUCUUGGAAAUAUGUCGAAUCUCCAUUAUUUAGAAUUGAAUAACAACAAACUUACUGGCCAGAUACCACAAGAACUUGGGAAGCUUACGGAGCUGUUUGAUUUGAAUGUGGCGAACAAUCUUCUUGAAGGAUCCAUACCUGAUAAUCUCAGCUCCUGCAAAAAUCUGAAUAGCCUCAAUGUUCACGGUAAUAAAUUGAACGGGACAAUCCCCCAUGCAUUUCAAAAGUUGGAAACCAUGACCUAUCUGAAUCUCUCCUCCAAUAGCAUACACGGGCCAAUUCCGAUUGAGCUUUGCCGUAUUGGGAACUUGGAUACAUUGGAUCUUUCGGAUAAUAAGAUUAGUGGUUCGAUUCCAUCUUCCCUUGGUGAUCUAGAGCAUCUUCUCAAACUAAACUUGAGCAAGAAUGAAUUUUCUGGAAAUAUACCGGCUGAAUUUGGAAAUUUAAGAAACAUAAUGGAAAUCGAUGUUUCAAGCAAUCAGCUCUCUGGUUUAAUACCUCCAGAACUCAACCAACUUCAAUGUCUCUUCUUGCUGAAAGUAGAACACAACAACUUAUCAGGCGACUUGAUGGUGCUCUACAAUUUCCCUGCUCUAAGUGUUUUAAAUGUCUCGUACAACAAUUUAGCUGGGAAUAUACCAACAGGGAAUAACUUCUCAAGGUUUUCACCAGAUAGUUUUAUCGGAAAUCCGGGUCUUUGUGGAUACUGGACUAGUUCUUGUCAAGCAUCUCAUUUUAGAGGGCGAGCCAUGAUCUCUAAAAGAACAAUCCUUGGUAUUGCUCUGGGUGCCCUUGUGAUUCUUUUGAUGAUCUUAGUGGCUGUGUGUCGGCCACAGAAUCCUGCGCGGAUGGAAGAUUCCAUUGAUAAACCAGUUUACUACUCGUCCCCAAAGCUGGUUGUACUUCAUAUGAACAUGGCACUUCAUGUUUACGAUGACAUAAUGAGGGUGACAGAGAACUUGAGUGAGAAGUACAUCAUCGGUUAUGGAGCUUCGAGCACGGUGUACAAAUGUGUACUUAAGAACUGCAGACCGGUUGCGGUCAAGAAACUGUAUUCCCACCAACCACAGAGUCUCAAAGAAUUUGAGACAGAACUUGAGACAAUUGGGAGCAUCAAACAUCGCAACCUCGUUUGUCUCCAAGGUUACUCUCUCUCCUCAGCCGGCCACCUUCUCUUCUAUGACUACAUGGAAAACGGAAGCCUCUGGGAUUUGCUUCACGGGCCAACCAAAAAGAAAAAGCUGGACUGGGAGACGCGUCUUAAUAUAGCAUUGGGUGCAGCCGAAGGGCUAGCAUAUCUUCAUCAUGAUUGUGACCUGCGAAUAAUCCACAGAGAUGUCAAGUCAUCUAAUAUUUUGAUAGACGACGCUUAUGAAGCCCAUCUCACUGAUUUUGGCAUUGCAAAGAUUCUAUGCACAUCAAAGUCAUAUACUUCGACCUACGUCAUGGGAACGAUCGGUUAUAUUGAUCCUGAAUAUGCGCGAACUUCCCGUCUCACUGAGAAGUCAGAUGUGUACAGCUAUGGAAUUGUGCUGCUAGAGUUGCUGACAGGAAAGAAAGCCGUUGAUAAUGAAUCUAACCUUCAUCAACUGAUCCUAACAAAGGCUGCAAGCAAUGCAGUGAUGGAAACAGUUGAUCCAGAAAUCACAGAAACAUGCAAUGAUCCUGGAGACAUCAAGAAGGUUUUCCAGCUAGCACUUCUGUGCACCAAGAGGCAGCCAUUUGAAAGGCCAACGAUGCACGAAGUAGCCCGCGUGCUCGAGAGCCUAAUCCACCCGACCGAGCUGAAGAAGCUCUUCAGCGAAAAGACGCUUUCGCCCCUGGCUUCUUCCGUCAAAACGGUGCAAUGCUACAAGGACGAAUACGCCAAUCUCAAGAACCCACACCUGGUGAACUACUCCUCCAUGUGCACAUCAGAUGCUCAGUUGUUCCUCAAGUUUGGAGAGGUGAUCUCCCAGAACAGCACCUGAAAAAAAAGUCAACCGGUAAGUCAACGCUGUAAGUUUUUGUGUAGAGUGAAGUGAAUGCCAUUGUGUGGGGGCAGCCAUUAAAGCAGACAUUAAAAAAAGAAAAAAAGCUUUAAUGUUUGGGAAAUUAGCUCUGUCUCUUGCAGUUUGGGUAGUUGACAACUUGCAUUAUUAUUGAAUUGUACUCUCUCUCUCUGUAUAGCUUUAGUGGCUAGAAAACCUAUUAUAUUGACAGCUGCUGCUCCGUAUGCCCUCUUUUUGGGUGGUGCAGCUUCAUAAUGGGUUUUGUAAUGGAGUUUUCAGCUCUCUGAUGGGUUUUAGUCUUAUCUGUGG